Molecule: messenger RNA, 1264 nt
Organism: Suncus etruscus (white-toothed pygmy shrew)
Lineage: Eukaryota; Metazoa; Chordata; Mammalia; Eulipotyphla; Soricidae
Gene: DLK1
Product: delta like non-canonical Notch ligand 1
Exons: 5
Coding region: 1-1176 (391 amino acids)
Biological process (GO): heterophilic cell-cell adhesion; establishment or maintenance of epithelial cell apical/basal polarity
Cellular component (GO): protein-containing complex; plasma membrane
Molecular function (GO): calcium ion binding; Notch binding
Source: RefSeq, a predicted model, not a curated record
AUGACCGCGACCGCAGCCCUCCUGCCCGGCCUCUUGCUCCUGCUGGCCUCCGGGCCCACUGCCCAGGGAGCUGAAUGCUUUCCGGCCUGCCACCCCCAGAACGGAUUCUGCGGAGAUGACAACGUUUGCAGAUGCCAGCCAGGCUGGCAGGGACCCCUGUGUGACCAGUGCAUGACGUUUCCCGGUUGUGCUCAUGGGCUCUGCGUGGACCCCUGGGAGUGUGUCUGUGAGGAAGGUUGGGAAGGAGACCUCUGUGAUACAGACAUCCGGGCCUGCAGCUCAGCUCCCUGCGCCAACAAUGGGACCUGCGUGAACAUGGAGAAGGGGAGCUACCAAUGCUCCUGCGCCCCCGGGUUCUCUGGCAGACACUGCACCAGCCGGGACGGGCCCUGCGUCGUCAACGGCUCUUCAUGCCAGCACGGAGGCACCUGCGUGGACCAGGACGGCCGGGCCUCGCAUGUCUCCUGCCUGUGUCUUCCCGGCUUCGCAGGCAAUUUCUGCGAGCUGGUGGUGGCGGUGGCUGACAGCUGCACCCCGAACCCGUGCGAGAACAAGGGCAUCUGCACCGACAUCGGCGGCGACUUCCGUUGCCGCUGCCCGGCCGGCUUCAUGGAUAAGACAUGCAGCCGCCCCGUGGGGCCGUGCGCCGCUGGGCCCUGCCAGAAUGGAGGCACCUGCCUGCAACAUAGCCAGGUGAGGUACGAGUGCGUGUGCGCCCCCGGCUUCACGGGGCCCCUGUGCGGCCGCCAGCAGAGCCCGGGGCCGCUGCCCAGCGGGGGCCUCACCUACCGCCUGACCCCGGGUGUGCACGAGCUGCCGGUGCCACCCCCCGAGCACCGCAUCCUCAAGGUGUCCGUGAAGGAGCUCAACCAGCGUCCUCCCCUCCUCUCCGAGGGCCAGGCCAUCUGCUUCACCGUCCUGGGCGUGCUGGCCGGCCUGCUGCUGCUGGGCACCAUGAGCGUCGUCUUCUUCCACAAGUGCCAGCCCUGGGUGGCACGUAUGCGCCGCCGCCGCCGCCUGCUGCUGGCCAAGAAGCAGAACCCGCUGCUUCAUUACAGCAGCGGCGACGACGACCUGGCUGUCAACAUCAUCUUCCCCGACAAGACGACCGAUGGGGCCGCGGCUGCUGCCACCAACAUCGCCCUAGUCCCAGCCGUCGAGGAGGAGGAGAUGUGAAGCGCGUCCCCUCGGGCCCCUCGCUCCUAGGGCCGGUGCGCGGUGCCCGCUGCUGGCGCUCGGUUCUUCUCCUGCUGGCCGAGUUUGU